Messenger RNA from Miscanthus lutarioriparius, 2184 nucleotides. NCBI's taxonomy places the organism in Eukaryota, Viridiplantae, Streptophyta, Magnoliopsida, Poales, Poaceae. The record is from the annotation of a GenBank genome assembly.
AUGGGGAAGGAGGCAGCCGCAGCGGAGUCGUCGUCGACGGUGGUGCUGGCCGUCAACGGCAAGCGGUACGAGGCGGCCGGCGUGGCCCCGUCGUCGUCGCUGCUGGAGUUCCUGCGCACCCAAACGCCCGUCAGGGUCCCCAAGCUCGGCUGCGGCGAAGGUGGCUGUGGUGCAUGCGUCAUCCUUGUAUCCAGGUAUGACCCGGCCACUGAUGAGGUAACCGAGUACUCGGCGAGCUCCUGCCUGACGCUGCUCCAGAGCGUGGACCGUUGCUCGGUGACCACCGGUGAGGGCAUAGGCAACACUAAGGAUGGCUACCACCCAGUGCAGCAGCGCCUGGCUGGCUUCCACGCCUCUCAGCGUGGCUUCUGCACGCCCAGCAUGCCCAUCAUCGAGGCCUGCAAGAGCUUCGCGGCUGACGUCGACCUCGAUGACCUGGGCCUCAACUGUUUCUGGAAGAAAGGCCAUGAGCCUGCAGAAUUCAGCCAACUACCGGGCUACAACAGAGGCAGCGUCUGCACCUUCCCCGAGUUCCUCAAAUCAGAGAUCGAGUCUUCUCUAGAGCAGGUGAAUGGUGCUCUGGUUGCAGUCUCCAACGAUGGCUGGUACCAUCCUAAGAGCAUCCAAGAGCUUUACAAUCUGUUUGAUUCCAAUUGGUAUGAUGAAAAUUCUGUGAAGAUCGUGGCUUCAAACACUGGGUCUGGAGUGUACAAGGAUCAAGACCUAUAUGAAAAGUACAUUAACAUCAAAGGAAUCCCAGAGCUUUCAGUCAUCAACAGAAGCAGCAAGGGGGUUGAGCUUGGAUCAGUUGUGUCCAUCUCUAAAGCCAUUGAGGUGUUGUCAGAUGGAAACCGUCUCUUCAAAAAGAUUGCAGAUCACCUGAACAAAGUAGCUUCACCAUUCAUUCGGAACACUGCAACCAUAGGGGGAAACAUAAUCAUGGCACAGAGGUUGCCUUUUGCAUCAGACAUAUCAACCGUACUACUAGCUACAGGUUCGACGGUCACCAUCCAGGUGGCUUCCAAAAGGCUAUGCCUCACUUUGGAGUUCUUGGAGCAGCCUCCAUGUGAUUCUAGAACUCUGCUGAUAAGCAUAUUCAUCCCAUAUUGGGGUUCAGAUGGAGAUGGUAUCACCUUUGAGACAUUCCGAGCAGCACCUCGCCCAUUUGGCAAUGCCAAUGCCGUCUCAUAUGUCAAUUCUGCUUUCUUAGCAAAGACUUCAGAGGAUGCAGCAUCAGGAGUUGAUCAUGCCAUCAGAGCCAGGAAGGUUGAGGAUUUUCUAAAGGGGAAAGCAGCGAGCUCGUUUGUUAUACUUGAAGCCGUUCGACUGCUUAAAGAGUCUAUUUCACCAUCAGAAGGGACAACACAUCCUGAAUACAGGAUCAGUUUGGCUGUCAGUUUCUUGUUCACCUUCUUGUCUCCCCUAGUGAAGGCUGAUACUCCCAAUGGGCCAUAUACAAAUGGCAGCUCUAAGUAUUCAUUUCAGGAUCAAGCUAAGGUUGACAUCAAUGAUUUACCAAUAUGUUCAAGACAAGAAAUGGUUUUCACUGACGACAAAUACAAACCAGUUGGCAAGCCGAUCAAGAAAGACGGGGUAGAGCUACAAGCUUCUGGGGAGGCUGUGUACGUUGAUGAUAUCCCUGCCCCCAAGGAUUGCUUCUAUGGAGCAUUUAUCUAUAGCACACACCCUCAUGCUCAUGUAAAGAGUAUCAACUUCAAAUCAUCUUUAGCUUCAAAGAAGGUCGUCACAGUUAUCACUGCAAAGGAUAUUCCAAGCAGUGGGAAAAAUGUUGGAAGCUGCUUCAUGAUGCUAGGAGACGAAGCACUUUUUGCUGAUCCAGUUGCUAAAUUUGCUGGUCAGAAAAUUGGUGUCGUGAUUGCAGAAACACAGAGGUACGCCUAUAUGGCAGCAAAGCAAGCUGUUAUUGAGUACAGCACAGAAAAUCUUCGGCCACCAAUUCUGUCAAUAGAAGAUGCCAUCAAACAUAACAGCCUCUUCCACACUCCUCAAUUUUUUGCACAUAAGCUACAGCCAGUUGGUGAUUACAACCAAGGGAUGUCUGAAGCUGACCAUAAGAUUUUAUCAGCAGAGGUAAAACUUGAGUCCCAGUACUAUUUCUACAUGGAAACACAAGUGGCACUAGCUAUUCCUCGUCACAAUCUCCUUAGCUCACACAAAGUGUGA